Messenger RNA from Zingiber officinale, 3008 nucleotides. Its product is annotated as kinesin-like protein KIN-8A. NCBI's taxonomy places the organism in Eukaryota, Viridiplantae, Streptophyta, Magnoliopsida, Zingiberales, Zingiberaceae. Gene Ontology annotation, biological process: microtubule-based movement. The transcript has 8 exons. Gene Ontology annotation, molecular function: ATP binding; microtubule binding; microtubule motor activity. The coding region runs from base 169 to 2514 and encodes 781 amino acids. The record is from RefSeq and is a predicted model, not a curated record.
UCUCCACGCCUCCGAUUACAUUGCUUCGGGGAUCACUGUUACAAAAAGGCCAAGCUCAAGCAAAACCCUAGCUCAUUUAUCUUCCGAUAGCUAGAUCGAUCAAAGAAACAUUUUGCUCCAUUCAAUGCUCUAAUUUCUUUGUCCGCUUUGAGAUCUUGCGGUUGGAUAAUGCCGGUUUCCACCCGGGGGCAAAUCUCGGCGUGCCGCGAUGGGUUGGCAUCGGCAUGUCAAGAUCGCGAGGGGCAGCCGGAGAGGGCGCGGCUCCUCCGAGAUCCGCACCGCGGCCUCCGCGACAAGCUGAGGGCGCUCACCCUCAUGUACGAGCAGCAGAGAAGCCAUGCGGCAGCAAGGACGACGGGCAGCAGCAUCGAGUCACGCGUCCUCGCUUCCCACCACCCCAGCGUGGAGCUGGUGGACUCCGGUCGUCGCAGGUGGAAGAUGGAGAAUGAAAUACCUCAUGAGCCAGAGGAUCGAGAGCCGAUCAGACCGGAGAUCAAGAACCACAUUGUGUUCCCGGAAUCUGAGGCCGCGAAGGAGAACCGCGAGGUCCGUGACCAGAACAGGAUCAUCGUGUUCUCGUCUUCCAGUCCCAACAAGGUGACAGAAGUGACCUCAGGCGCUGAGGAGGUAGCAGCCAGGAAGCUCUCACUGCGGGAGUUGAUCAGUGCCGGUAUGCAAUCGGAAGGGAGGAUCGAGAGAGGCAAGACAGGGUAUGGGGUGGCGACAGCAGUGGAGACAGGGAGCCAGGAAAGCAGGGGGAACCAAUUUAAGACUGAGGAGAGUAGGGAGGGUGGAGGGAGCCGGAUCAAUGUCUUCGUCCGUCUUAGACCAAUGGCAAAGAAGGAGAAGGAUGCUGGCUCACGGUGCUGUGUCAAGAUCGUGAACAGGAAAGAUGUUUACUUGACUGAGUUUGCAUCUGAGACAGAUUAUCUCCGUCUGAAGAGGGUCCGAGGACGACAUUUCUGCUUUGACGCCUCAUUUCCGGACUCAACUUCGCAGCAAGAAGUCUACACCACUACCACUUCAGAUCUUGUUGAAGGUGUUCUACAAGGGAGGAAUGGUUCAGUAUUCUGCUACGGUGCAACUGGAGCUGGUAAAACAUACACAAUGCUAGGAACAAUAGAGAAUCCUGGUGUGAUGGUUCUAGCUAUCAAGGAUCUCUUUUCCAAGAUUAGGCAGCGGAGUUACGAUGGGGAUCACUCUGUUCAGCUUUCUUACCUGGAAGUUUACAAUGAGACUGUUAGAGAUUUGUUAUCCCCUGGUAGACCACUUGUCUUGAGAGAAGAUAAACAGGGAAUUGUAGCUGCUGGCCUUACACAAUACAGAGCUUACACAACAGAUGAGGUAAUGUCAUUGCUUCAGCAAGGCAAUCAAAAUAGGACCACUGAACCAACUAGAGUCAAUGAAACAUCUUCGCGGUCUCAUGCAAUACUUCAGGUUGUUGCAGAAUACAAGUGCAAUGAUUCAGGUAGCAUCAUAAAACGUAUUGGGAAACUUUCACUAAUUGAUCUAGCUGGUUCAGAGAGGGCUCUCGCAACUGAUCAACGGACUCAGAGAUCCAUAGAAGGUGCAAACAUCAAUCGCUCCCUCCUUGCUUUAAGCAGUUGUAUCAAUGCCCUUGUGGAGGGAAAGAAGCACAUACCUUACCGGAAUUCAAAGCUCACCCAACUUCUCAAGGAUUCUUUAGGAGGGCCUUGCAACACUGUCAUGAUUGCCAAUAUAAGUCCUAGCAAUAUUUCUUUUGGUGAAACGCAGAAUACGCUUCAUUGGGCUGAUCGUGCCAAGGAGAUAAAAACAAAGGGAUGUGUGCCAGUUGAGGAACAUAUACAUGUGCCAGAUUCUGGAGUAGAUCAAGCUAAACUAGUACUAGAGUUGCAAAAAGAGAACAGUGAACUGCGGCAGCAAUUGGUUCGCCACCAGCAAAAGAUGCUGACCCUUCAAGCGCAAUCAUUGGCAGCUUCACCUGCCAAUGCACCAUCUUCUGUUCUCGUUACUCCAUGCUCAACCCAAAGAAAAGUCAAGCGAUCUAUCUUAUCUAACAACUGCUUCAACACACCAGAGAGCAAGAAAAGAGAGACAAAUAGCACAGUAGUCCAAGAACUACAGAAGACUGUUAAGGCUUUGAAGAGUGAGAUAGAGCAACUAAAGAAAGAGCAUAUUCUCCAGCUUAAGCAGAAAGAUGAUUUUAUUCGUGACUUGAUAACAAAGUAUGGUCUCGAAGGACAACGGGAGAAGAGAGUUGUCACAAGUUCAAAAGCCUGUAAAGGAAAGAGCUCUGUAACAUCGGAGAAGGAAUUGAAGAGCCCAAGUCAUCGUUUUGCUUCCCCUGUUCCCACUGCUAAAAAGCGAAGCUUCUGGGACAUAACCACUGGCAAUAGCCCUUCAAUUAUAGCCUUAAAUGGAAGGAAAACUAGAAGCCAUGUCGCUGCUGAGGCUCUUCCAACUCCCUCCAUGCUACUUCAGCCGGGUUUUGCACGACAAAGACCUGAUGUUUUGAAGAAUUUGUUGAAAUGAGGAUAGAAAGAUGCAGAAAAAGGUUAGAUAAUUUGAAUCUAAGGUGUUCACCCAUGCACUGGUUGAAUCGAAUUAUCAUCUUUGGGUGAUGUGAUGAACCAUUGUUUAUGAGGGACCUUGCUGAGGCUAGAGAAGGUUUACGAUCAUUGUUCCAUUGGGUGACACUCUAGUGGCUUAGUUAGCAGAGUUCGGAUGAUCCUCUCAGAAGCUCUUCUUUGGUUGUGUUUUGCUUGAUCAACUCUCUAAGUGAUCUAGUGAAGAUUCAUAGGUUUGAUCUGUUCAGAUGAGUUCAGAGAAGAGAAUCGUCUUCUCUACUCUCUUCUUUUAGUUAGUUAAAUAAUGAGCUCUUCUUUGGGGGUUUAUGGUGUUCUGGAGUGGUUCAGCUUGUCAUGUUAGUAUUUUCUUGUUGGCAUUUUGUUUUGUUUUGUUUUUUUUAUGUGCGGCACAUUUUUAUUGGAUGCCUCUAGUCAAGGAUAAGAGUGAUUGCAUAGUCU